AUGGUGAAAUAUUAUGAAUAUUCGCAUCCAAUAAUCAAUGAAUCCUUACAAGUGCGGAAAGCACGUAACAGAAACGAAUCAUAUCGUCAAGCACGUAAAUUUAAAACUUUAGAAGAAUGGUACAAUGUAUUGAAUGAUUAUGAAUAUCAAUCCCGGUGUCCCAUUGUAUUGAAGAAUUCACAUAGGAAUAAACAUUAUACGUUUGCCUGUCAGAGGAAAAGUUGUCCCUUUAGAAUAUGGAUUGGGUAUGAAUAUUAUUUUCCCGCUGAGGAAAAUGCACAUGAUCCAUGGGCGGAAUAUCGAGAGGCAACUAGGUUAAGGACGUCAUUGGAUGAUGGGGGGAAUGGUAAUGAUAUUGAAUGGGGGAUGGAGGAUGCUAUUGAUAACGCUGUUGCGUCUGUACGUGAUCCGACUAAACCUGAAGGAUCAGGUGAUGAAGAUGAUAUGGCAGAGUUUUCGGGUAAAGGGUUUUUCGUUAUUAAUAAGGCUGUUUUGAAACAUAAUCAUUCUUUGAGUUCUAAUUUAAGUUUGAGUCAAUUGGUUUUGACGAAGACUGUGAGAAUCUUACAACAUGAUAUGAAAUUUGAUCAAGUAUUGGAAAGAUUGUACCAAUGUGAUGAGGAUGGGAGUUCUUUAAUAGAUUAUAAGAUUCCCUUUUAUGUAGAGAAUUCUGGUUUGUUGGAUGUUGUGAAGAAACGUUAUGGAUUAUCUGAAUUUGAGAUAGAUAAAGAAUUUGUUAAAAAUAUUAGUAGACGUGUCACGUCGUAUAAGACACGGUUUAUUGCCAAGAAGAGAGAAGAGGAGGAAGAGAUGAGGGAACAAGAUAAAGAUUUUGAAGGUCGAUUAUUGAAUGUUCCUAAGAAGGUGCGUCGUAAGAGAAUUGAAGUGUUUCGUGGUGAAGAUAAACCCACGACGAAGGCCAAUAUUAUACAAUUAAGUAACACAUCUGUGGAUGAUACCACCCAUGAAGAAAUGAUGAUAACAAUGAGGGCAAAACGUCAUGCAGAGACGGAUCAAUUUGAGAGUCCAGUGAAGAGACGUCAUACGACGAGCUCGGACUCGGAGAGUAAUAAUAGUUCGUACAAGGAUACUAAUGAUAGUGUAAGGAAUGAAGAUGAUGAACAUAUUUUACCCUACAGUGCGACGCUACAACUUAGAGUCUUGACAUCUGGGUUGAACGACAUUCAAUCGACAAACACUAAUGCUGAACCCAACAGCAGCCGAAUUAUUCCGUGA
This is a messenger RNA of Naumovozyma castellii, 1236 nucleotides long. It is a transcript of the gene ABF1, whose product is annotated as DNA-binding protein ABF1. NCBI's taxonomy places the organism in Eukaryota, Fungi, Ascomycota, Saccharomycetes, Saccharomycetales, Saccharomycetaceae. The transcript has a single exon. The coding region runs from base 1 to 1236 and encodes 411 amino acids. The record is from RefSeq and is a predicted model, not a curated record.